AUGCCAAAAAAAUUUGUGGGUGAAAAUUCGAAAUCAGCUGCAGCUCGAGUUCGUAAAGAAGCUAUAAAAAAAGAAGAACAGGAACGAAAAAAACAAGCUGAAGAAGAUGCUUAUUGGCAAGAUGACGAUAAAGCAGUGAUGAAGAAACAGCAAAGAAAGGAAGAAGCCGAAAGGAAGCGAAUGGAAGCGGCACAAAGGAAGCAAGAAAAUCGUCAAGCUUAUGAUAAAGAAAUGGAUGCAAUUGGAGGAUACACUCCCUCACGGUCUGCCUUUACAAAGAUGACCCAAGCAACUAUAACAAAUCGACGGCUAAUACAACAACAGAAAGAAGAAAAAGAACAGGAGAGAAUUCUUCGAGAACGAAGGAUUCAAGUUGUGGAUGAAAAUCUCGAAGAGAACGUUAAUCAGCUUGUGAUUGAUGGCGAAGUCGCGAGGUCAGUCACUGAUGCUAUCAAUAUUUUAUCUAUCGACAAACCAGAUUUUGAUCGUCAUCCUGAGAAAAGAAUGAAGGCAGCUUAUCAGGAUUUCGAGGAAAAGAUGUUACCUCGUCUCAAAGAAGAACAUCCAACCUUCCGCCUUUCUCAACUAAGGCAAUUAUUGAAAAAAGACUGGCAAAAAUCUCCAGAAAAUCCUUUAAAUCAGCGUCAAAAAACUAUUGUAUGA
This is a messenger RNA of Dracunculus medinensis (Guinea worm), 663 nucleotides long. NCBI's taxonomy places the organism in Eukaryota, Metazoa, Nematoda, Chromadorea, Rhabditida, Dracunculidae. The record is from the annotation of a GenBank genome assembly.